This is a messenger RNA of Stereum hirsutum FP-91666 SS1, 975 nucleotides long. Its product is annotated as NAD-P-binding protein. Bases 1 to 975 code for a protein of 324 amino acids. The transcript has 4 exons. The record is from RefSeq and is a predicted model, not a curated record. Lineage: Eukaryota; Fungi; Basidiomycota; Agaricomycetes; Russulales; Stereaceae.
AUGUCACUUGAUUACGACUCAUUUACCAAUACGCGACGUGUCUGGCUCGUGACCGGUUCUUCUCAAGGUCUUGGCCAUUCCCUAGUUUUGUAUAUCCUUCGGAAAGGUGACCGCGUCGUGGCCACGUCCCGUUCCCUCUCGUCACUUCACUCUCUUCGAUCCGAAUCUGCAUAUUCUCCCUCGCAACUGCUCAUUCUUCCUCUCGAUGUCACAAGCGUGAACCAGAUUGAGGAUGUGUUCACGAAAACGAGAGAGAAAUUUGGGAGGCUGGAUGUGGUGAUAAAUAAUGCCGGGUACGGCGUUAAUGGAGAGAUGGAGAGUACGCCGGACGAUGUGGCGAGGCAGCAGAUGGAGGUGUGCUUUUGGGGCGCUGUGAAUGUCAUGCGGGAGGCGAGCAUUAUGUCACUGUUCGAGUUGGAGGUUAAUCCACCGGGACAUGGAGGAAAGAUCAUCAACAUGAGCUCUGUUGGCGGUGCAGCCGGUCUUCCGGGCAUAGGUUUCUAUGCUGCUUGCAAGUUCGCCUUGGAAGGCCUAACCGAAUCACUCAUCUCCGAACUCCCACCGGCCUGGAAUAUUCACGCCACAAUACUCGAACCCGGCGGCUUCAAGACGAACAUGCUGCCCAAUUCAAUCCUCAUGCCCCCUCACCCUGCAUAUGGACCUGACUCGCCAUCGAGGAAGUAUAUCGGGAUGUUGAGGGGCGAUGUUCCGUGUACUGGAGAUCCGGGGAAAGCUGCUGCUGUAGUUUGGGGACUUGUGGCAGGGUUCGGCCGAAAUGAGGCGAACAGUACCGAAAGGGUCGAAAUAGAUGGGAAGGAAAUGAGGGAGUGGCCUGUCAGAUUGCCAUUGGGCAGCGUGGCGUGGAGAACGUUAGUUGAAAAGGCGAAGAGAACGUUGACGGAGGCGCAGGAGUGGGAGGACAUUAGUCACUCGACAAAUUUUGACGGGAUGGGCAGGGACAUCGAAGGGAUAUAA